GUUAGCACGCUCUCCCCGCAAGCUCCGCCCCUUUCAUCCUGGACGUGUUUGUAUUUACAGCUCAAGUUCCUGCAGUUUUCAUCAAUAAACCGAGUCCUAACCCACUUGGAUCGAACUGAGAGUAUCACCAUGGCCUUUCAGGGGUCUGGGGAACUCGAAGAUCAGAUCGAGGAGCCGGAAGACACCCUGAGAGUGUCUCCGGCGGAGGAAAUGCCCGUCGAUGGGCCUCCAGCAGUAGAAGACCCGGACCCGGAGCCGUUACUGCUGCCGUGGGACCGCUUCUCCACCUGGCUCCACUGCAUCUGCGUGGUCGGCUUCGAUCUGGAGCUCGGGCAAGCUGUGGAGGUGAUCUACCCACACCACUCCAAACUCACUGAAAAAGAGAAAACCAGUAUAUGCUAUCUGUCAUUCCCAGACUCAAAUUCAGGUUGUCUGGGGGACACGCAGUUCUGCUUCCGUUUCCGGCAGGCCGCAGGCAGGAAGUCGUCACUCGGAUGUUUCCUCGACCACUUCGACCGGGAUGCGCCGGUCAGUCUCAAGAGAGAUCAGGGUUAUUACUACGGGUACGUGUACUUCAGACAGGUGCGAGACAAGUCUCUCAAGAGGGGCUACUUUCAGAAGUCUCUGGUCCUCAUCAGCAAGCUGCCCUACGUGACCUUUUUCCACUCAUUGCUGAAGCUCAUCGCCCCAGAAUACUUCGAGAAGCAGGAGCCGUGUUUAGAGGCCGCUUGCAACGACAUCGACCGGUGGCCCACGCCGUGUCCAGGGAAGAUUCUUACGCUCCCCAUCAUGGGUGUGGUCAUGAAGCUACGCAUCCCCACGUGUUAUGACAAGCCUGGAACUUCUCAGCUCGUCCAGUCCGCACCGAGCGACAGUCUGGUGUCCAUCGUUCUGCCGACCGUCCAUGAAGUAGAUCUCUUCAGGUGUUUCCAUCCAGUGUUUUUUCAUAUCCAGAUGUUGUGGGAGCUGGUGUUGCUGGGUGAAGCGCUAGUGGUCAUGGCUCCGUCGCCGGCAGAAUCUUCGGACACUGUGUUAGCAUUGGUCAGUUGUGUCUCUCCUCUGCGCUACUGCAGUGACUUCCGGCCGUACUUCACCAUUCAUGACAGUGAGUUUAAGGAAUACACCACUCGAACACAAGCUCCGCCUUCGGUCAUUUUGGGAGUUACGAACCCAUUUUUUGCCAAAACUCUCCAGCACUGGCCUCACAUCAUCCGCAUCGGAGACAUGAAGCAAGCAGGAGAGAUGGCCAAACAGAUGAAAGUGAAGAAACUAAAAAAUCUGAAGACUUUGGACUCGAAACCUGGUGUCUACACUGCAUAUAAACCUUUCCUGAACAAAGACGAGGACAUUAUCAAGCAGCUCCAGAAGGGAGUUCAACAGAAGCGUCCUUCAGCGGCCCAGAAUGCAAUUCUGCGUCGAUAUUUCCUGGAACUUACACAGAGUUUCAUCAUUCCACUGGAGCGUUAUGUGGCCAGUCUAAUGCCUCUACAGAAGAGCAUUUCACCCUGGAAAAGUCCUCCACAGCUACGGCCGUUCAACCAGGAGGAGUUCAUGAAAACACUGGAGAAGGCCGGACCUCAGCUCACCUCACGACUCAAAGGAGACUGGAUCGGCCUCUACAGGCAGUUCCUGAGGUCUCCGAACUUCGAUGGCUGGUUCAGGAACCGCAGGAAGGAGAUGAUGCAGAAGUUGGAAGCUCUUCAUCUGGAGGCCCUCUGUGAAGAAGACCUACAGCUGCGGAUACAGAAACACACGGAGGUGGAGACGGUCGAUCUGGUGCUCAAACUCAAGGAGAAACUGACUCAGGCCGAGAAAGAUCAACUUCCUGUCAAACCAGGAACUCUGCCUAAACUACAGUCCCAUAUCGAGACCAUCAUACUCUCUCUUCCAGAGGACCUGCAGGGCAUCUUACAUAAACCGCCAAGCCCUUGACCAUCAGCCAACGCUGACAGACCAGACUGCGGCUCAUACGGGGUUAACAGACACAAACUUCCACACGUGUGAUGGAUUUCUGCUGGAUCCUCCUCCAAGUGCACUUGUUGCUGCAGAUCUGAGUGCCAUUGAACGGACAAUGCUGGCAUUGCCAAAAACAGCACAGACGACAGCACAGGAAGUGACUAAGCGUGUGAGGGACGAAUGAUGGCAGAAAUGAUGCACACGUGUUACGGUCUGAAUGCUGUAAGUCUCACUGUGUGAGAUUAACAUUCCUGCUGAUUUUAAACAUGAAGAUGCUUAUAUGAUGGAAUCAGCAAAAAGCGAUCUGGAUCUGAACGGGCCGGAUUCAUGUUCACCUCUAUAAUGGAAAUAUUUAAAUGGUUGUGCUGUGACACCAGAACAUCUGGCGUGAGAACAUCACCAUUCAUGAAACGUGUCAAAAACAUGUUCAGGUCAUAUUUCACCCCAAAAUGAGGACGAGGGAAUAAGAAAUAUUUUACAUAAAGAAAAUGAAGCCUAUUUUAAGACCAUUUUAUUGUGGCGUUAUUUUUGUGAGGAUCAGGUCAUAUUUCACCCCUAAAUGAAGGAGGAAUUAAGAAACUAUAUUUUCCAUGAAGAAAAUUAAGCAUAUUCUAAUUCUAUAAAAUUCAUAGAAUACAUAUACAUAUAUUAGCCCUGUGGCAUUAUUUUCAUGAUAAUUAAACACAUUUUAAACCCAGUUUUUAUUAUUAUAAUACACCAAAUCUAAUUUUCAUUACUGUACUUUGAAAAACAUGACAUUAUUUAAAUUAUGAAGUAUUAAAUUGUUAAAUAUUAUUAGUGGGGGUUUUUUUCUAUUAUUAUUAUAGAGAAUCACCAUGAAUAUUGAGAAACUCAAAAUUAUGCAUUACAGAAUUUAUGCUGAAAUGUACUUAAUUAUCAAGAAAAUGUCAUAUGCUAAAAAUCUUAAUGGGUCUAAAAAUGGGCUUUUAUAUAUAUAUAUUUUCCAUUAUAUUUUGGGGCGAAAUGUUCCCUGGAAAUGUUUUCAUGAAAUUCACUGUUUUGAAUCAUGUUAUUUGGUGUGAUAUUGCAAUAACAGGCAGAUUUAUUUCCCCUUUAACAGACACCAACACUGCUAACGUAUAAAUGUUGAAGGACACUAGUGUGAGUAGAAUUCAUCUUUACAAGGUCAAUUAGCACAUUAUCGCAGGUGUCCGGCAUUUACUCUACAGCACAAAUGCAAUGGUGUCUAUUUCUCAUGAAGGCAAACCCAACGAAGACCAGUGGAGUUUUACAUGUAUUUAUUUUCAUUUUUAAUUCAUAAGCUGACUAACCACAAAAGGGAAAAUAGCCAUUGUCUUUUCCUUUCCUCUCCACCUUAACCAAACUGAAUGACCGGUCACUGGUUAAACCAAUAGAACUAGCCUCGUCACUUUCCUGCAUUGAGAUUGUGGUCUUCCUUCUACUUUAAUAUCAUAUAUACAUCGUCAUUCAGAAAAUGAUAUUUACACACAAUACAGUCUUCAAAUACAGCUUUUCUUUACACUUGCUUGACUGAUAAAGGUGAAUACUGCAGUUUCUUUGUGCCUUUCAUUUUCUGAUUAGUUUGAUUUGAUCGAUUUUCCAUCUCUUUUAGGACCAAGCGUGUAGUUUGUGAGUACAUGAGUGCUUUAAUGUCAUGAAAUAUGAUUGUUUGACCUUUAGAACGAGCUUCUGUUAUUUGCACUUUAUCUGUGGAGCGUGUCAAGCAACAGAAGACGUUCUUCUCAAAAACACAUUUUUAUGGCUUGUGUUUUACAACUGGUCAUAUUCCAUGAAGUCAACCAUGUUUGAUAUUUGAAGAUGGAAAUACAAACUUUCUGUUGUGUGCCUUGAGCUAGAAAGACAAACCGGUGAAGAACCAAAGACCGUCACACUUCUGUACAACUUCACUCUCUAACUGACACUGUUUUCCAUAUGAAUGCUUUAUCUGGUUGAUUAUGCUGGUUUGUUUUGGACUCAUGGGACGCCUUACAUAUGUUGUUUAAUGUUCAUUUCCUUUAGUGUUGUCAAAAUACCAACCGCGAUACGAAGUCGGUACUGACAUUUUGAAAAUGUGAGGCUUUGAGCGCCGUUGAGCGGAUUCGUAAAUAUCUCUGAUUGGCAAUUCGCUCAUCGGAAAUAUCUGUGAUUGGCAAUUCGCUCAUCGGAAAUAUCUGUGAUUGGCUACUGCUUUCAAACGCUCCCGCUUUCAAAUUCAAACGGUUCCGUGCGUUGAUCAUUGUAGCCAAUCACAGACAUAUCUGGUGAUGAGCGCGCGAACACAAAGGCCAAUCAGAGGGGUUUACGAAUCCGCCCAACAGCGCUUGAAAAAACAGCAUUUUUUAAAUUUUAAUUCCGACUUUGUUAUCGCAAUCGGUAUUUUUGACAAUACUAAUUCCUGCACAUGAAUCUGGGCCUGUGUGACAGUAGGCCUGUGAAAACUGGUUGUUGGGCAACCAUUCAUGUUUUAUAUUUGAAGAACAAACCUAUUUUAACAUGCUUGAAUUUUAAAGAGGUAUAUUCUGAUAUUCUAAUACAAAUAACGAACUGCUUUUGACACGACGCCUGUUUGUUAUACUGAUGGAUAUUUUCUAACAUCUGUAUUUUUGAUCUGCUCAUUUAUAUUGGUAGUUAUUGUACAGGAUGUUUUAUUUGUUGCUGUGGUGAUUAUUAUAGAAUGAUAUAAAUGGAAAAUUACGGUUUUUGUAAACCAUGUACAUCGAACCACAGUCUGUUUCAGCAUAAACAAUAUUUUUCUAUCAAACCCUUAACCACUAAUUUUAUUUUUUUUUCUGUAACCGACAAUAGCUUUUCCCUAGAAAGUAUUUCAUUGUUCUGUUACUCCUUAAUGAAGAACAAGUAUAUUUUUUCCAGGUGUAAAUAAAUGUCAAUAAUGAAUCUG
Molecule: messenger RNA, 4837 nt
Organism: Ctenopharyngodon idella (grass carp)
Lineage: Eukaryota; Metazoa; Chordata; Actinopteri; Cypriniformes; Xenocyprididae
Gene: dennd6a
Product: DENN/MADD domain containing 6Aa
Exons: 19
Coding region: 130-1932 (600 amino acids)
Cellular component (GO): recycling endosome
Molecular function (GO): guanyl-nucleotide exchange factor activity
Source: RefSeq, a predicted model, not a curated record